Molecule: messenger RNA, 609 nt
Organism: Chrysochloris asiatica (Cape golden mole)
Lineage: Eukaryota; Metazoa; Chordata; Mammalia; Afrosoricida; Chrysochloridae
Product: phosphoglycerate kinase 1-like
Exons: 2
Coding region: 1-609 (202 amino acids)
Biological process (GO): gluconeogenesis; glycolytic process
Cellular component (GO): cytosol
Molecular function (GO): ADP binding; ATP binding; phosphoglycerate kinase activity
Source: RefSeq, a predicted model, not a curated record
AUGUCUCUUUCUAAGAAGCUUACUCUGGAGAAGCUGGACGUGAAAGGAAAGCGAGUGGUCAUGAGAGUGGACUUUAAUGUUCCUAUGAAGAACAAGCAGAUGACAAACAACCAGAGGAUCAAGGCUGUCAUCCCGAGCAUCAAAUUCUGCUUGGACCACGGAGCCAAGUCAGUUGUUCUUAUCAGCCACCUUGGCCGGCCUGAUGGUGUCCCCAUGCCUGACAAAUACUCCUUAGAGCCAGUUGCUGUAGAACUCAAAUCUUUGCUGGGCAAGGAUGUUCUUUUCUUGAAGGAAUGUGUGGGUCCAGAAGUAGAGAAAGCCUGUGCUGAUCCAGCUGCUGGUUCUGUCAUCCUGCUGGAGAACCUUCACUUUCAUGUAGAAGAAGAAGGAAAGGGAAAAGAUGCUUAUGGGAAUAAGGUUAAAGCCAAGCCAAUUGAAAUAGAAGCUUUCCAGGGUUCACUUUCCAAACUAGGGGAUGUCUAUGUCAAUGAUGCUUUUGGCACUGCACACCGAGCCCACAGGUACCAAGAGCCUUUGUCCAAUGUUGGUUCCAUGGUGGGAGUGAAUCUUCCACAGAAGGCUGGUGGUUUCUUGAUGAAGAAAGAUUGA